ACAGAGUUUUGUUUUCUCCUGUUUGGCCUCCGGGAAAAUUCAACCUGCAACAUAUUGGAAAUACUAGUCUUUAUUCAUCUGAAUAGAAAAUCGAGGUAAACAAUGAGAAGAUCUUUGGGAUUCGGGAACGACGAUGAUCUGAAUAAUCUGAAGGCAACUGAACUGAGACUUGGAUUACCUGGAAGUGAGGUACCUGAUCAGAAAUCACAAUCAAUCACAACAAGCAGCACUUGCUCUAUUCUUAGAACCAACAAGAGAGCUUCACCUGAAAAUUCUGAUGACUUUUCAAGAUCAUCAACCUCCAUUAGUACAACUUCUUCAUGUGUAUCAAAUGCUAAAACACCAGAAGACGCUGCACCUCCUGCCAAGGCUCAAAUAGUAGGUUGGCCUCCGAUCAGAUCUUACAGGAAGAACAGUUUACAAGUAGAGAAGAGAAGUGAGGGAGAUGGUGCAGGAAUGUUUGUGAAAGUGAGUGUAGAUGGAGCUCCUUACUUGAGGAAGAUUGAUCUUAAGGUUUACAAAAGCUAUGCAGAUCUCCUCAAGGCUUUGCAGAAUAUGUUCAAGCUGAAAAUUGGUGAAUAUUCAGAGAGAGAAGGAUAUAACGGAUCUGAUUAUUCUCCAACUUAUGAAGACAAAGAUGGUGAUUGGAUGCUUGUUGGAGAUGUUCCAUGGGAAAUGUUUAUCUCCACAUGUAAGAGGCUAAGAAUCAUGAAAGGGUCUGAAGCUAGAGGAUUAACUUUUCUAUGAAACCAAACAUGAAAUAACCACUGAGAUGCAGCAAAA
This is a messenger RNA of Carica papaya (papaya), 783 nucleotides long. Its product is annotated as auxin-induced protein 22D-like. Gene Ontology annotation, biological process: regulation of DNA-templated transcription. Lineage: Eukaryota; Viridiplantae; Streptophyta; Magnoliopsida; Brassicales; Caricaceae. Gene Ontology annotation, cellular component: nucleus. The record is from RefSeq and is a predicted model, not a curated record.